CCUUCUCCUCUGCGCCCAACAAGGGACCCUCCACACCACAGACAUGUCCUGCUACGACAUCUGCCGCCCCUGCGGACCCACCCCGCUGGCUAACAGCUGCAACGAGCCCUGUGUCAGGCAGUGCGAGGACUCCCACGUCGCCAUCCAGCCUCCCACCGUGGUGGUCACCCUGCCAGGACCCAUCCUCAGCUCCUUCCCCCAGAACACCGCCGUUGGAUCCUCCGCAUCAGCUGCCGUGGGCAGCAACCUCAGCUCCCAGGGAGUGCCCAUCUCCUCCGGUGGCUUUGGAGGCUUUGGCCUUGGAGGCCUGGGCUGCUUCUCUGGCGGAAGAGCCUGCUACCCCUGCUAAGGACCCACACCAACACCCCUGACUGAAGCCUCCAACUCCAUG
Molecule: messenger RNA, 391 nt
Organism: Cygnus olor (mute swan)
Lineage: Eukaryota; Metazoa; Chordata; Aves; Anseriformes; Anatidae
Product: feather keratin 1-like
Exons: 2
Coding region: 44-349 (101 amino acids)
Cellular component (GO): intermediate filament
Molecular function (GO): structural constituent of cytoskeleton
Source: RefSeq, a predicted model, not a curated record